This is a messenger RNA of Carlito syrichta (Philippine tarsier), 956 nucleotides long. It is a transcript of the gene MED30, whose product is annotated as mediator complex subunit 30. Gene Ontology annotation, cellular component: mediator complex. The record is from RefSeq and is a predicted model, not a curated record. Lineage: Eukaryota; Metazoa; Chordata; Mammalia; Primates; Tarsiidae. Gene Ontology annotation, molecular function: transcription coregulator activity. The transcript has 4 exons. Gene Ontology annotation, biological process: positive regulation of DNA-templated transcription. Bases 131 to 664 code for a protein of 177 amino acids.
GAAGUUCGGCCGCUGUUUUGAAAUCUGGCCGCUGGGGUUCUACUGCUGCCGCCUGCGCCGAGGCCUGCAGCCGCCCAGUUGCCGUCGAACCCCGGACCCUGUCUCCCACCCUGCGGAUCGAGGCCGCGCCAUGUCUACGCCCCCUUUGGCGGCCGGGAUGGCGCCCGGGCCGUUCGCCGGGCCGCAGGCACAGCAGGCCGCGCGGGAGGUGAACACUGCGUCGCUGUGCCGCAUCGGGCAGGAGACGGUGCAGGACAUCGUGUACCGCACCAUGGAGAUCUUCCAGCUGCUCAGGAAUAUGCAGUUGCCAAAUGGUGUCACCUACCACACGGGGACCUACCAAGACCGGCUCACAAAGCUGCAGGAUCACCUUCGCCAGCUGUCCAUUCUCUUCAGGAAGUUGCGGCUGGUCUACGACAAAUGCAAUGAGAACUGUGGAGGCAUGGACCCCAUCCCAGUAGAGCAACUUAUCCCAUAUGUGGAAGAAGAUGGCUCCAAGAAUGGCGACCGAGCUGGCCCACCACGUUUUGCUUGUGAAGAGAGGCGGGAAAUUGCUGAAGUCAAUAAAAAACUCAAACAGAAGAAUCAGCAGCUGAAGCAAAUCGUAGAUCAGCUACGGAACCUGAUCUGGGAUGUGAACGCCCUGCUGGCCCUGAGAAACUAACUCACCAAUGCGCUAAGUUUCCUGCCAUGCAUGUCAGAUUGGGUUCCCAGAUUGUUUUUCCCUUUGAAGAAGAUUAUUUAUCUGCUUGUAUUUAGUCACCAAAACUAAAGUCCCUAUUUUUACAUUGUGUUUUUACAUUAAAAUAUUCAUUAACUUUUUUUUAAGGCUAUUGAUUCUAUGAAAGUUUAUUGCAACAACUUUGAUAGAGUUUGUGUUUUGGUUUAUCUUCAUGAAUUGACUAAUUGUUUUUUUAAAAGGAAAACAAAGUUUGUAAAUAAAUUUUUUAAUUUGA